GGAAGUCCACUCUAUAGUUUUAUUUCUAUCGGUACAGACUGUAGAAAGUUUAGUUGGCGCCGGAAGUGUUGGGGAUGUCAAGAAUGCUGCGCCGGAAGUAGUCUUAGUUGACGGUCUGUAUCUCCAGGACUAGGUGCUACCUGCUGAAUAGUUUCAGCCAUGGCAGCUCCUGCGAUGCCACCUCCUCCACCUCCGCCAGGAGGGCCCCCCGGGGUUCCUGGAGGACAAGGACCAUCGGUGGCAGGAGGAGUCGCGAAAAGUGGAGAAGAGAGGCUGAAGGAAAUGGAAGCUGAGAUGGCUUUGUUUGAACAGGAGGUGCUAGGAGCUCCAGUCUCCCUGCCUCCUGUUGCCCCUGUGGUAGAAGCUGUCCCAGUUGCUUUAGCAGUACCAGCUGUGUCUGCAGUACCCCCGGUUCCUGUCAUCCGACCCAUCAUUGCCACCAACACCUACCGGCAGGUCCAACAGAGUCUGGAAGCCCGAGCAGCAGCGGCGGCAACUGUUGUGGCCCCCAUUGUGGCUCCUCCAGUGCCAUUUGUUGGCCCAGCGAUCCCUCCACAACGGCCUCCUAUCCUCCGACCGACCUUUGUGCCUCAUGUCCUGCAGAGAUCUGGUGGUCCUCGCCCCCUGACAAUGCGCCCUCCUCAUCAGCCUAUGGUGGGGCCCCCCAUGCCAGGUCCCCAGGGCCCACCAAUGCUUCUGGGGCCACCAAUGCAGAGGGCACCUGGCCCACCCCUAGGGGGCAUAGGGCCAAUGAGACCGGGUCCCCCUGUUGGGCCAGGGAUUCCCGUCGGACCUCUGGCGCCACUCGUGCCUGUUCCUCGGCCUGUUGUGGUGCCACCAAAGGUGAACCCCACUGUCAUCCAGGCAGCUCCCACCGUGUAUUCUGCCCCGCCGGUGAAGAAGCAAGAGGAGGAGCAGCGGGAGCCCCCGCCACCUAUUGUAGAGGAGAAGGAGCCGGUUGGGCCGGAGGAGCCGGUGAUUGGCCCGAGUAUGCCGGAGGCGGAGCCAGUUCCGAUGGUGGACCCGAGGAGCCUCCCAUCGCUGCGUGGCCACGAGCUGGCACCUACGCGAGGGAAGCGGUCCCGGGGGGCUGAUGCUGGAUUUGUACCUGUUGAGCCAGUAGCAGAGAACACACCUGAGGACAAGAAGAAAAUAAAACAGGAAAAGCUUAAGCGCUGCAUUCGCACUGCUGCUGGAACGUGCUGGGAGGAUCCCAGCCUACUUGAAUGGGACUCGGAUGAUUUCCGGAUCUUCUGUGGAGACCUGGGCAAUGAAGUGAAUGACGACAUCCUUGCGCGUGCCUUCAGCCGCUACCCCUCCUUCCUGAAGGCCAAGGUCAUCCGGGACAAGCGCACUGGCAAGACGAAAGGCUAUGGCUUUGUCAGCUUCAAGGACCCAAAUGACUAUGUCCGUGCCAUGCGGGAGAUGAAUGGAAAGUAUGUUGGCAGCCGGCCCAUCAAGCUGCGCAAAAGCAUGUGGAAAGAUCGCAAUAUUGACGUGGUGCGCAAGAAACAGAAGGAGAAGAAGAAGUUGGGGCUGAGGUAACCAGGAGGAGACGGCAGCGUCUGCUGCUCACCGGCAAGGCCUGUAAAGCAAGGGAUCGAGCAUCUGUAGGCCUGCUCCGUCCUGCCCUCUGCUGGGGAAGAAGCAGAACACAGGGAGAAACUGCCAGCAGGUGAUCAGAGAUGCUCUGUUACUCCUUCAGUAGCCAUCUUCCCUAUAGAAGGUGUGGGUGUGCCUACACACAUACACACACCUUUUCCCAAGAUCUGUACGGACUAUUAGUGGCUUUGUGGGCUCGAUGCUGAGGAGUUUAAACGUGCAAUCCCUCCUGGGGGAUUGUUUAUGGGUGACGACCACUUCCACAGGCAAAAGUGUUCUUAUCCAAUAAAUUUGUGUGCAUCUUUUUUUUUUCUUA
Rhineura floridana is the source of this 1918-nucleotide messenger RNA. RefSeq names its product RNA binding motif protein 42 (gene RBM42). Lineage: Eukaryota; Metazoa; Chordata; Lepidosauria; Squamata; Rhineuridae. Bases 160 to 1545 code for a protein of 461 amino acids. Gene Ontology annotation, molecular function: mRNA binding. The transcript has 10 exons. The record is from RefSeq and is a predicted model, not a curated record.